Adineta ricciae is the source of this 732-nucleotide messenger RNA. Lineage: Eukaryota; Metazoa; Rotifera; Eurotatoria; Adinetida; Adinetidae. The record is from the annotation of a GenBank genome assembly.
AUGGAAACAAUUCUUCUCGAACGAGAAAUGACUAAUCCUCUCGAUGAUAUCGAUUCGAAUCAUUGUUACAAAAUGAAGAGUUCGACUGAUGAAUUGAACGAGGUUCGAACGUUAUUCGUGUCUGGUUUACCAAUGGACGCUAAACCACGAGAAUUGUACCUUCUUUUUCGAGGAUACAAGGGUUAUGAAGGAAGUCUACUCAAAGUAACCAAUAAAAAUGGCAAGAAUCUCUCACCUGUUGGCUUUGUUACAUUUACCAGUCGUGUUGACGCUGAAACGGCUAAACAAGAACUAACAGGCGUACGAUUUGAUCCUGAUCUUCCAGCUACACUUCGGCUUGAAUUCGCUAAAUCGAAUACAAAAGUACAAAAACCUAAACAUGCAACUCAACAUCCGUUAGCAGCUGCAACUCAACAAUUUUUCCAAAUUCCACAAGAAUUAGGCACGGCUUUCUUUCCAACUGAAGCAUGGGGUCAACCUCUCACAUUUGACUUAGCUUCAGCUGGCCUUCAUCAUCCUGCUCUCUUACAUACUGCUCUGCAUGCACCUCCAAUGAGUUUGAGUCAUCCACUAACCGGAACGACAGGUAUGUCACAAAUACAACAGUCGAAUCCUGGUGUUACGGUAACGAACGGCCAGUUGAAUGGUGGCUGUUCAACAUUAUUUUUAACCGGAAUUCCUGAGCAUGAUUUCAAGAACAUGUCAUUUGCGCUACCUGGAAAAGCCCUUUGA